AUGGAGAAUAUUGAAGUGGAAGUUAAGAAAUAAUUGAAUUAUUUAAGAGGUUUAUAGAGUUAUCUCUCGGAAUCAUCAGCUAAUCCUAAAGAUUUUGCUAAAAUUAUAGAUAUUUACAAAAAUCCAAUACAUAGAAUAUUAAAAUUAAAUUGUUAUCCAUUACUUAAGACCUUUCCUUCAUCUGAACUUGUUUGUUUAGAAUUAGAGAAAGAUUUUAGCAAUAAAGAUUUUGAAAUACAAUUACUCUCACUCAAAUUAGCAUAUUCCUUACCAAUUAGUAAUCUUAUGCAAAUUGUUAAAUCAUAUGACACAGCAUUUUAUUAGAUUAUAGAAUAGUAUAAUCUCAAUAUUCAUUAGGUCUUUUGAUUUUCAUUAUGAAAGGUUGUGUGCAGUUAAUUCUAUUUUACAAUUAUUGCUUACAAAAGAAACAGAAGUAGAUUCAAUUGAUAUGCCAAAACAAACAAUAACUAAUAUUUACUUGAGAAUAGCUGAAAAUUGUUUUUCUAAUAACAGAGACAUAUCAGCUAAUUGUAUAAUCUGUUUAUCAGAAUUUUUAUAGUGUAAAUUAUAGAAUCCAAACAAUCUUACAUAAGUCAAUUAUGACACACAAUAAAUUAAAUAGUAUCUCUUAUUAAGACUUGAAUUGCUUUAUGAAAAAAUUUGUAGCUAUGAAGUUCGUAUUAGAUCCAAGAUGUUAUUAUUAUUAUCUUAGAUUUUGGUUGAUUCACCUAAAUAAAUAUAGUAACAAAAUACAGUCUAAUAAAACUAAAAUACACUUAUUCAUAAGAUAAAUGUCAUAGAUUUUAAUAGCAAAAUUAUUAAAGCUGGAUUAUAUGAUAUUCUAUAAUAUAAUUUUGAAAUAGAAAUCAUUGUAUAAGUUUCCAAUUUUCUUAUCAAUGUUAUUUCUCAAUGUAAAUCAUAUGAAUUUUUUAAUACAAGCUAGAUUGUAUGGUAACUUUUUGAUUACAUAGAUAAAUAUAUAAAGAAAGUGAAUUAUAAAAAAGAAUUAAACCAAAUUUUACUAUAAAUUCUUUAGUUGGAUAUGGAUUUGAAUACAAAUAUAGCAAUAUCUAUAAGAAUUUUAGAGAUAUCUUUCCUUAUAUCAAACUAAUUAACUCGAUUGUUAUUUCUUCUUUAUUGUUUCAAUAAUUUAAUUUAAAAAUCGAUUGAAUUGCUUUACUAAAAAAAGACAAGUGCAAUCUUAGGGUUAUAUAAUUAGACUUGGUUUCUAACAAAAAUAAAAGAUGAACCUGAAGAACUAAUUUGCUGCUUAAUCAUAGCUGCUAUUCAUUAAGAAACAAAUAAAUCUAUUUUAUUAGAAAUUAUGGAAAUCUGUCAUGCUUUUAUUUGGGAUGGUUGCAAUAUUGAAGCUAUUAUUAUGUAUUUAUUAUUGAUAGAAAAAUGUAUUAAUGUUAUCCCAUCUGAUGAAAUAAGAUUAGAAGAUCUCAUUAUUAGAAUGAAUAACAAUUAAAUAAGCUUCAACCAAAAAAUUUAAACACUAUUAAUUAUUACAAAAAAAUUCACAGAAAGUAGCUAAAAUUGCAAAUUAGAUUAUAUUAAUAUCUUAGCUGAAUUCAGAACUUUUAUGAUUUAACCUAUUUAAACUUAAAUUUGUUAACUUAAUCUAUUGUAAAAUGUAUAUAAGAUUUUAUAUUAUUUAUCAAUAAAUUUUCAUACACCUGAAAAUCAAAUCAAACAAUAAAUACUUGAAUUGCUUUCAGAUUAUAAUGAUAAUUUAUAAUAAAGAAAAAAUGAUCAUAUAGCAGAAUAAUUAAUUGAAUAUAAUAGAAAUUUUGUAAAAUCACUUUAAUACAAAGAUUAGCUCCAACAAGAUAUAUUAUAAAUUAAGAUUAAUAAUUAAAUUGAUUCUACUAAUCAAAACUUAUAAAAUCUAACAACUUAUUAAAUAGCUUACAAUAUAUUUUAAUAAAAGUAAUUUUCCUUUGAAUAAAACACUCUCAUAAUGAAUUUAAGAUCUUUGCAAUUACCUUAAAAAAAUAUAUUUACUGAAUUAUAAUUAAACUAAAAAUUAAUUACUGGAGUUAGUGAUUUUGUAUAAAUUUAUUGUUCUCACACAUUAGAUUUAUAAAAGUCUUGCAUAUGUUUAGGAAUCAGAGUAAUCAACAAUUGUCCAUUUAAAUUAGAUAAUUUAGGAAUCAAAAUAUUAUUAGAUAGAAAUUCUUAUAUCUAAAAUAAUUAUAAACUUAUAGAAGAAUUGCCAUCCUAUUAAGAAAAAUAAUUGUUUUAUGUUGUAAAAGUAAAUCCAAAGCUCUCUAUGCAUUUUGCUUUUGAUUUAAUAUUAUAAGAUAUCAAGAAUGAAUCUUCAUUGUCUUUUGCUAUCAGAACAUAAAAUUAUAGAAUUAGUAUGCUUGAAUUUCUUAUUCCUAAUACAUUUUUGUAUUUAUCAUAGAAUUGUUUUUAAUAUAUAACUUAUGAUACAUCUUUAAUUAUAAAAUGUUAUUUAGAAGGAAAUUAUUUAUAGCUUUAUAAAAAAUUAUUAUCUUAGCCAUUUGCAACUGUUAUCUUAGAUAAUACAAAUCAAGUAUUUUAAUAUUCAAUUAAAUCAAAUUUAAAUCUUGAUUUGAUUGCUUAAAAUGUUUCAAAAACAAUAAACAUUGGGUUAUUAUCCUAUUUGAUUAAUGGCCAAAACUUAGCAAUCAUAAUAUCAAAUAUCUCAACCUAAUCAAAUUCAACUGAAGUGUUGUUGGAGGUAAAGUAUAUUAAUAUUUUUAGAUUAAAUCUGAUAAAAGUUGUAUUGAGAGUUUUUAAACUGAAAUAGAUAAAUUUUUAUUUGAAUUAUCAGAUGGAUUAUUAUCUGUAGUAUUGUGA
Messenger RNA from Paramecium sonneborni, 2829 nucleotides. The record is from the annotation of a GenBank genome assembly. Lineage: Eukaryota; Ciliophora; Oligohymenophorea; Peniculida; Parameciidae.